Molecule: messenger RNA, 546 nt
Organism: Manduca sexta (tobacco hornworm)
Lineage: Eukaryota; Metazoa; Arthropoda; Insecta; Lepidoptera; Sphingidae
Product: ras-GEF domain-containing family member 1B-B-like
Exons: 4
Source: RefSeq, a predicted model, not a curated record
UUUACAUGGAACUGGACUUUCUUAUUAUGAUAAUGAUGACUAUUACACAAUGGUGAGAGGGAAUAAGUUUAUGUCCGAAAAUACUUGUAAACAUAUUGUGAUGAAUGGCGGGAUUAAUUUUGUUUCUACACAGAAAGUGGAAGCACCACAGUUGUCAGUGCUUACAUCAGGAGGAAAGACAAUAGCAACCCUGCCCUACUGUUCCGCUGAAAAGUUAGAUAUACAAUACAGGGAUGGUCACAUAAUCAGCGCAACUCUAGAUACACUUGUGGAUAUGCUUCGUCCGGGAACUAGUAAAUCAUUUACCUUUACCUUUCUGCUGUGCUCACGACUUUUUGUCAAGCCUCACGAAUUGCUCAACAAGUUAUGCAAAAGAUACUUUAAAACCUAUGAUAAAAUAGGUAAAGGCGAAGUUAAAGAUUUGGUUGAAAAAGAAUUGAAUGACAUGAUAGCCCUUGUUAGGGUGUUAAGUCAAUGGACCAGCAUGUUUCCAUAUGAUUUUCGUGAUGAUAGAGUAAUGGCUUUGGUGCGAAGUAUAACCCAAAG